Messenger RNA from Penicillium vulpinum, 1011 nucleotides. RefSeq lists its product as uncharacterized. The record is from RefSeq and is a predicted model, not a curated record. NCBI's taxonomy places the organism in Eukaryota, Fungi, Ascomycota, Eurotiomycetes, Eurotiales, Aspergillaceae. The transcript has 8 exons. The annotation marks the transcript as partial.
CUCUGUGAUUAUAGCCGCGAUUUUAUUGUUAUCUUUCCCUUUUAUUCGCCGUUUCCUUUACGAGCUAUUCCUUCGACUGCACUAAGCCCUAGCCACAGCUUCGGUAUCUACUAUCCGGUACUCUGCUGCCCCAGCUGUAUAUUUAUAUUCCGCUUAGCACAAUACUACUUGUAUUGCUGGUCGAACUUUUCCUUUUUAUCUUUAGGAACGGUGUCUUCCCCCUACGUCCCUAUUCUCGUACCUCUAUCAGAUAUAAUCGGGUGCAAUAAACGCCGAUACAGAGCAAAGAGUAAGGAUUGCACUUAUAAGGCCCCUAUAUAUCGAGGUAGGCCAAUAUAUAAGCCUCUGGAUACCCGCGGGCUCACUGAGACUAUUCACUAUCGUACAGCCCUAGAUAGCUAUACUUCCUUGACAGUAUUUGUUAACAGGCCGUAUAGAGUCAGCAAAUCUGUAGACUAUUACGAAUACGUCUUGGUAAUUACAACCGAUUUCGGUAUAGUAGGUAUUAUAUCUUAUCUUAAAAAGCUCCUGUACGGGUACAACACUUAUACGUUAUAUAUACGCCGGCUUUAUUUAAACGGGCCAGAAGUCCCUCUGCUAUCAGAUAGGAGCUUACAGUUAACGCAGUCUACAGACAGCAACAAAGAGACAAUAACAAUAGGCGUAUAUACCUUUACGAAACGUAGAAACACAGAAAUCCAACCUAUCGUGAUCAACGAAAAAGAACAACUCGACGAGACUAUAAGCGCAAAACAAGCUCGAGACGUCGAAGACUGCGGUAAUAGCUUAAUCACAAUUAUACGAUCCGACGGCCCGAUUGCCUCGUUUAAGUCUCUUUUACUCAACUGUCACUUAUAUACCUUACCUCGUGUUAACUUGACUUCGUCCCUAACGAUCUAUAUUUAUUUCGAAAAUCAUAUCAAUGAUUUGAAGGAAAGUGAGAAUAACGGUAUUCCGCUUAACCGACAACAGAGGGCAAUCCCUACGAUCGCUAGAGAUUCUAUCUUAUAG